This is a messenger RNA of Neofelis nebulosa (Clouded leopard), 2603 nucleotides long. It is a transcript of the gene TAPBP, whose product is annotated as TAP binding protein. The transcript is spliced from 8 exons. Gene Ontology annotation, cellular component: membrane. The record is from RefSeq and is a predicted model, not a curated record. Gene Ontology annotation, biological process: antigen processing and presentation of endogenous peptide antigen via MHC class I. Lineage: Eukaryota; Metazoa; Chordata; Mammalia; Carnivora; Felidae. The coding region runs from base 155 to 1504 and encodes 449 amino acids.
GGGAUCUGUGCCUGGCCUGUGCGGAAAGCACCUGCCUCCCACGUGGCCUCACCCAACCAGAGGGGAUUUCCGGCGACUCUCCAGCCGGCCUUUCAAGGAAAAUGAAAGUGAAAGGGAGAAGUGGAGGUUUCAGAGCUGAGCAGAUCGCUGCGCCAUGGAGCCCCUGUCUCUGCUCCUCUCCGUGGCUUUGGGCUUGGUGACCGCCGUCUCGGCGGGACCCGCGGUGAUAGAGUGCUGGAUGGUGGAGGACGCGGGCGGGGGCCGCCUGACCAAGAAACCCGCCGCACUGCUGCUGCGCCAGGGCCCAGGGAGACUACCUCCCCGGCCGGACCUGGAACCCGAGCUCUACCUCAAAGUGCGCGACCCCGCGGGAGCCCUGCAGGCUGCCUUCAGGCGGUACCCCUCGGACGCCCCUGCGCCACACUGCGAGAUGAGCCGCUACCUCCCGCUCCCUGCCUCGGCGAAUUGGGCCAGUGGCUUGACCCCGGAGCAGAGCUGCCCUCGGGCCCUGGAUGGGACUUGGCUCAUGGUCAGCGUGUCCAGCCCGAUCUUAAGUCUCUCCAGCUUCCUGAGACCAGAGUCCGAGCCUCAGCCGGAACCUAAUCUCAUCACCAUGGUAACAGCUGUGCUGACUGUCCUCACCCACACCCCCACCCCUCGGAUCCGACUGGGACAAGAUGCUCUGCUGGACUUGAAGUUUGCCUACAUGCCCCCCGCCUCUGAGGCCGCUACAUCUCUGGCCCCAGGUCCCCCUCCCUUUGGGCUGGAGUGGCGACGCCAGCACCUGGGCAAAGGGCACCUACUCCUGGCUGCAACGCCUGGGCUGAGUGAGCAAAUGCCACCUGCCCAAGAGGGGGCAGUGGCAUUUGCUGCUUGGGAUGAUGAUGAGCCGUGGGGUCCGUGGACUGGAAAUGGGACCCUCUGGCUGCCUGCAGUGAAGCCCUUCCAGGAGGGCACCUAUCUGGCCACUGUACACCUGCCAUACCUACAAGGGCAGGUCGCUCUGGAGCUUGCUGUACAGAAGCCACCCAAAGUAUCCCUGACACCGGCACCUCUUGUAUGGGCUACCCAGGGGGAGGCACCCCCCCAGUUGCAAUGCCUCGUGUCCCACUUCUAUCCCUCUGAGGGUCUGGAAGUGGAGUGGGAGCUCCGGGGUGGCCCAGAGGGCAGCUUUCAGAAGGCUGAGGGGCAGAAGUGGUUCUCUGCCCUGCUCCACCACUCAGACGGCACCGUCAGCCUCUCUGCGCACCUGCAGCCGGUCCCCAUAACUGCCGAGCAUCAUGGGGCACGCUAUGCCUGUCGUGUCCACCACCCCACCCUGCCGGCCUUGGGGCGCAGCGCAGAGGUCACCCUGGAGGUGGCAGGUCUGUCUGGGCCCACCCUGGAGGAUGGUGUAGGCCUCUUCCUGUCUGCCUUUCUCCUCCUUGGGCUCAUCAAAGCACUGGGCUGGGCUGCUGCCUACAUGUGUACUUCGAAGGAUUCAAAGGAGAAGAAAGCCCAGUGAGAACACUCACCACCAUCCUGGGGAAGCCGCCGUCAUCUCUGGUUUGAGCUACUGUACUAGCUCCACCAAAUAGUACACCAUCAUCUGCUCAUCCUCCCUCCAACCUCUCUCUCUCUCCAAGGAGCGGCUGGAAUGCUUUUUUUAAAGGACACAAAUCUAUAGCAUUUCCCUUCUUACAGCUCGAAGGCAGUGGUUCUCGAUUUUUGUUGUUGUUGUUUUUAAUCUCCGGACCACUUAAAAACGGUCAGGAACUCUAAAGAACCUUUGCUUAUGUGGGUUAUAAACUAGAUAUUAAUGAUACUAGAACUUAAAACAGAAAAAUUUAACACAAGAACACAUAAGCACGCAUUCCAUUAGCUGUGAGGACGAUGAGGUCAAUACUCAGCUGCUGGAAAACUCCACAGUACAUUGUUUUUAGAGAAUAAGAAUGAAAAAGGCAAGUAACAUCUUAGUAUUGUUAUGAAUAGCCUUAAUUUCAUAAACCCACUGAAACAGUCUCCAGGACCACUGGGACAGGCGUCACAUUUGGGGAACCAGUGCUCUAGAAGCUAAAUCCGUUCUUGUCCUGGCCUGUGCAUCUCCCACGUUGGAGCCACUGCUUGCGUCUUCAACCCCACCUGUGCCCUCCAGCCCUCCCCUCAAUGUUCACCACACCGAUGGCUAUUUCUUUUCCAACGGCUCCCACCUUCCCUGGUCUGUUCCCUUUGUCUGUUCCGCCCUCGCCCUCUCUGGGCUCCAGGACAGCCUCGUUAUUCCCUCAGACCGCUGCGUGUUCCUCCUGUGCGGUUCAUCAGUUGUAUUUAAGUGAUUGUACGAGUCGUUGUUAAAUGCCUGUCUCCCUUUCCGGACCGUCGCCUCCUCAAAGGCAAGGACGUGCCUGUCUGUCCACUGCUGUGUCCCCGCUGCGGCACAGGGCCGGGCGCCCACUGGAGGGCGCUCAUCAGAAGAAAUUAGUCUUUUUUACAUCCUAAGUAUUGAACAGCAAGUGUUGGAUCAGGUAAUUACUGGACGAAGGAAGCGGCGGCUUGGCCUAGGGACGUCCGAGGGGCAGGACAGUCGGCCAGGCCGCUGGAAUAAAGUUAUGCUCUGGUGCUCCCAA